AGAACACACCAUACCAACACUCAGCGGGCCACUUUCAACAACAAUGAGAUCAUUGAGACCACCUCCCAUGGAUCGCGCUAACCUCACUGCAGAAAUUUCGGCAGAUGCAAGAACAGGGUGUCCGCCAUGAUGACCCCGAGUACCUGAAGGCUCACAAUCUCCUCACUGCUGUGCAACGCCAGACGGUUUACAACAAGCAGAGACAGUUCGCGCAGCAGCAACUUCAGGCGCAGCAACGUCAGCAGCACCUGCAGCAGGUGAACGGUGCUGGCCAGGACGGUACCCCCAACGGCGUUCAUGCCCGCAAUGGAUCCGUUGCUUCGUCUACUGGCGGACAAGAGUCGAAUGCUACCGCUGCAGGUGGCCAGUCUCAACCCUCAGGGCAGACUGCCGCUUCCGCGCAGAAGGGUGCUCCAGCUGCGAAUGGAAGCUUCUCCCCGGACCAGCUGGCUAGACUCCGAAACCAGAUUGUUGCAUUCAAGAUGCUGACGAAGAACGUUGCCAUCCCGCCGUCUCUCCAACAGCAGCUCUUUGCCUCCAAGAAACGUCAGCCUUCCACUCCCGCUGAUAAUCUAGCUGCCGCAGAAUCUGUGCUGGAGAAUGCCUCCCGCGGUCGCAGUGAACAGGCUGCUGAUAGCGCAGAGAAGGUCGAGCAGCCGAAGAGCUGGUACGAGAGCUUUGAGUCUCCCUACGAACUUUUUCCGAGCUCGAUCAACUAUGCGGAUCACUCCAUUCGUACCAAUCGACCAUACAUCCCUAGCUUGAUGCCCAUGGGCAUCGACCUCGAGCAGGUACGAGAAGACAGGGAAAUGGCUCUAUAUAACAGGAUCACUGCUCGCAAGGCCGAGCUGGCCCAGCUGCCAGCUAACUUAGGAGUUUGGGAUGCGAGCAAGAGUGAGACUCCUACCGGAGAUGAUUCUCUCAAGUUGAAGGCCUUGAUUGAGUACAAGAUGCUCAAUCUGCUCCCCAAGCAAAGAGCCUUCCGUAAGCAGAUCCAGAAUGAGAUGUUCCAUUUCGACAAUCUUGGCAUGACCGCGAACCGCUCCAGCCACCGCCGCAUGAAGAAGCAGUCUCUGCGGGAGGCAAGAAUUACCGAGAAGCUCGAGAAGCAACAGCGGGACGCUCGCGAGACGCGCGAGAAGAAGAAGCAGUACGAUCAAUUGCAAGCUAUCGUGAACCACAGCCACGAGGUGCAAAAUGCAGCCAACCAGCAGCGCGCCCGCAUGCAGAAGCUCGGACGCAUGAUGCUUCAGCACCACCAGCACAUGGAGCGUGAGGAGCAGAAGCGUGUGGAGCGUACUGCCAAGCAACGUCUUCAGGCGCUGAAGGCCAACGACGAGGAGACUUAUAUGAAGCUGCUGGGCCAGGCCAAGGACUCCCGUAUCUCACACUUGCUCAAGCAGACCGAUGGUUUCCUCAAGCAGCUCGCCGCUUCCGUCAGGGAGCAGCAGCGCAGCGUGGCCGAGCGGUUCGGCGAAGAAGACCAGUUCUACGAAGAAGAAGGCGAAGACGAAACUGAUGAAGAAGAGGGUGGCAAGAAGAUCGAUUACUACGCUGUUGCUCACCGCAUCAAAGAAGAAGUCACGGUGCAGCCUUCUAUCUUGGUUGGUGGUACGCUCAAGGAGUACCAGCUCAAGGGUCUGCAGUGGAUGAUCUCUCUUUACAACAACAACCUCAACGGUAUUCUGGCAGAUGAAAUGGGUCUUGGAAAAACCAUCCAAACGAUCAGUUUGAUCACUUACCUUAUCGAAUUCAAGAAGCAGAACGGUCCAUUUUUGGUUAUUGUACCUCUCAGUACGCUCACCAACUGGAAUUUGGAGUUCGAGAAGUGGGCCCCAUCUGUGGCGAGGAUCGUAUAUAAGGGACCUCCCAAUACACGAAAGCAGCAACAGCAGGCCAUUCGCUGGGGCAACUUUCAGGUGCUUCUGACCACUUAUGAAUACAUCAUCAAGGACAGACCUGUUCUGAGCAAGGUGAAAUGGAACCAUAUGAUCGUCGAUGAAGGACAUCGUAUGAAGAACGCCCAAUCCAAGCUCAGCAGCACCUUGACUCAAUAUUACACCAGCCGCUAUCGGUUGAUCUUGACCGGAACUCCUCUGCAGAACAACCUGCCUGAACUCUGGGCCCUGUUGAACUUCGUCCUGCCGAACAUCUUCAAGUCCGUGAAGUCGUUUGACGAGUGGUUCAAUACUCCAUUCGCCAACACCGGAGGCCAAGAUCGGAUGGAACUUAGCGAAGAAGAGCAGCUGCUGGUCAUCCGGCGUCUGCACAAGGUUCUUCGGCCAUUCUUGCUGAGACGUCUCAAGAAGGAUGUCGAGAAAGAUCUGCCGGACAAGCAGGAGCGUGUCAUCAAAUGCCGUUUCUCUGCCUUGCAGGCCAAGUUGUACAAGCAGCUUGUCACCCACAACAAGAUGGUUGUCAGCGAUGGCAAGGGAGGAAAGACCGGUAUGCGUGGUCUCAGCAACAUGCUGAUGCAGCUUCGAAAGCUCUGCAACCAUCCCUUCGUGUUCGAGCCCGUUGAAGAUCAGAUGAACCCUGGUCGUGGUACCAAUGAUCUGCUGUGGCGAACGGCAGGAAAGUUUGAGCUUCUCGACAGGAUCCUUCCCAAGUUCCGGGCUUCGGGGCAUCGUGUGUUGAUGUUCUUCCAGAUGACGCAGAUUAUGAAUAUCAUGGAAGAUUUCCUCAGACUCCGUGGCAUGAAGUAUUUGCGUCUUGAUGGUUCUACAAAGUCGGACGAUCGGUCAGACUUGCUGAAGAUCUUCAACGCACCGAACUCCGACUACUUCUGUUUCCUUCUUUCUACUCGUGCCGGAGGUUUGGGUCUUAAUCUGCAGACUGCAGACACUGUCAUUAUUUAUGACUCGGACUGGAACCCUCACCAGGAUCUGCAGGCCCAGGACCGUGCGCAUCGUAUCGGUCAGAAGAAUGAAGUGCGCAUUCUCCGUCUGAUCAGUUCUAACUCUGUUGAGGAGAAGAUCCUGGAGCGUGCCCAGUUCAAGCUCGACAUGGACGGUAAGGUCAUCCAGGCAGGAAAGUUCGACAACAAAUCGACCAACGAAGAGCGUGAUGCUCUUCUGCGAACUCUCCUGGAGAGUGCCGAGGCAGCCGAUCAGCUCGGCGAGCAGGACGAAAUGGAUGAUGAUGAUCUCAACGAGAUCAUGGCUCGCUCCGAAGAUGAGCUGGCGCUGUUCCAGCGCAUCGACCAGGAGCGACUCAAGAACGAUCAGUAUGGGCCUGGUCGUCCCCUUCCCCGUCUGAUGGGCGAGUCCGAGUUGCCGGACAUUUAUCUGACGGAAGAAGCGCCGGUUACAGACGAGGUGCCAGUCGAUGAAUUGGCCGGACGCGGUGCCCGUGAGCGCAAGGUCACUAAAUAUGACGAUGGCCUCACUGAGGAGCAGUGGCUGAUGGCGGUUGAUGCUGAUGAUGACACGAUCGAGGAUGCUAUCGCCAGGAAAGAGGCUAAGAUCGAGCGCCGUCGCAACAACAAAGAAAAGCGGGCGCGCAAGAAUCAAGGCAUCGUCGAGUCAUCUCCUGAGCCCUCUCGUGAAAGCUCAGAAACUCCUCAGCCCAAGAGGCGUCGCAAGGGGCCCGCGCCUAAACGCAAGGCAGAAUCUGAGCUGGUCGAAGAGACGCCGCCUACCAAGCGCAAGAGGGGCAAACCGGGCAAGGUUGUCGAGACCCUCAGUCCGGCUGACCGCGCGACAUUGCAGAAGAUCCUCACCGCUGUCUACCAGGUGUUGAUGGAUCUCGAAGAGGAGCUUGCUCCUGACUCGUCUGACAGCGAGGAUGAGACGGUUACCCGCGCUAUCAUUGAGCCGUUCAUGAAGCCUCCGCCCAAGUCACAAUACCCUGAUUAUUACAUGAUCAUCCAGAACCCGAUCGCCAUGGAUAUGAUCAAGAAGAAGAUCAAUCGCGAGGAGUACCAGAGUCUGAAAGAGUUCCGCGAUGACAUCCACCUUCUCUGUCAGAAUGCGCGGACCUAUAACGAGGAUGGCAGCAUUCUGUUCCAGGACGCCAACAAGAUUGAAUCUACUGCUAUCAGUGAAAUCAAGAAACAACUGGAAAACUACCCUGAUUUUGCCAACCCUGAUGAGGCUGACGCUGCGGAUGGCCAGUCUACUGCUGUCUCCGGUGCCGGGACACCGUCGGGCCAGCCCAAGUUGAAACUCACAUUCAACACCGGGAACCGAGACAGUGCCAAUGAAACAAAUAGCGGUGCUGUGAGUGACGAAGAAUGAAGUGACUGGGCACUCAAUCAUCGGCAACGCGGGUCUUCGGUGACCUUCUCUGCGAACGCAUAGUCGAGGCUAUCGGUUUCUCUCUCUGGGAGGGAGUUGGUGGAGUAUCGCGCGUGCAGUCUCGUUGCUGAACUUUUCUUUUUUGCGGUUCUGACAUUCAGGAAGGCGUUAUGUGACAACGAAACAGGCGAUAGGAUGACGGUUGGUGGCUACGGUGCAAUACGCAAUCAAUCAAUUUGAGAUUGGGAAGUUAAUUUUCUCUUCACUUCUACUGUUAGCCAUUACUAGAUCAGAGGAUACUCAUUUAUUCCCGUUCUGCUUGGUUUGCACCAUUUGUUUCGACGUAUAUGAUGGCUUGUGUACGAUUCAGUGUAGUUUAUGGACCUAUCUAUUCUUGAUCUUCUACCUUUUCCGCUAACUUCCGCAUCAUAUCUAAAUCUUAAUUUAUUCUUGUAUCGCGUCUUUAU
Molecule: messenger RNA, 4705 nt
Organism: Paecilomyces variotii
Lineage: Eukaryota; Fungi; Ascomycota; Eurotiomycetes; Eurotiales; Thermoascaceae
Product: putative RSC complex subunit
Exons: 3
Coding region: 105-4238 (1377 amino acids)
Biological process (GO): positive regulation of transcription by RNA polymerase II
Cellular component (GO): nucleus
Molecular function (GO): DNA binding; ATP binding; ATP-dependent chromatin remodeler activity
Source: RefSeq, a predicted model, not a curated record